UCAUCUCUCAUAUCUCAUCGACCCAAGUUUUCUCCUUCUAUCAGCAUCAUCCGACAAGCUCGUCGUCGGUCUCCUCCAGUUUCCGAUCUCGCGUGCCUUCCUCGCCCUCGUUGUCACUGGCGGCAGUAGCAGCAGCUCCCCGACCUGGACGUCAUCGCUGCUCCGUCUCUUGUCGCUGCCUCGCAAUCAGUUUCGUGCCGUCAUUGCGCCUGUCGACGUCGAGACAGAAGCAGCAGGUCCCCGACUUCCUCCUCGCCUUCAGCAACUCCUCGGCCUCCUUCGCACAACCUGGUCCCAAUCUGUAGAUCGAGUAGGUGCUCUUCUCUUGGAAGCUUUUAAUGCAGCAAUUGUCAAUGGUGGGAGGGAAGGAGGAAUAAUCAUUCAAAGAUUUCAUGAAGCAAUAAAUUUUACUCCUGAUCCAAUAAUUAGAAAGAAAACGAGUUUGGGUGCAAUGGAUGUUGAUUCGGAGCCACUCAAUUCACAAGAGAACGUUGAAGAUUGCUUGAUGACCGGUGUGGAAGAGAAUGUAAAUUGCACUUGUGAUUGCGGUGGCAGCAGUAGCAAGUGUGUUGUUGUGACGGCCGAUGAUAUUAUAAACCAGACAUUUGAAACAUCAGAUGCAGCUUAUAACUUGUAUGUGCGUUAUGCAAGGUGUGUCGGGUUCGGAGUUUGCAAGGGUGAUAUAGCACGUGGAAAAGAUGGAACACAACGCAGAAGGCGAUUUUUUUGCAACAAGGAAGGAAAGAGAGCCGAUAAAUACAUCUCUAAUUUGAACAGGAAAAGGGAGCAUAAAGCGCUAACUCGUACGGGUUGUGAAGCCAUGCUUGCGGUGUACUUUGACGCCAAAACUUCAGCUUGGAGAGUUAAAAAAUUAGUUGAGAAGCACAACCACGAUCUUGUCCCCCAAUGCUUGGUACACUUAAUUCCAAACCACCGUGGGAUGAAUGAGGCUCAAAAAGCUCAGGCAAACACCAUGCACGAUAAUGGUCUUCCAAGCUCUAAGAUAAUGGGACUAAUGGUAGGCCAAGCUGGGGGUUAUGCUAAUGUCGGGUUCACAAAGAAGGAUCUGAAUAACCACAUUGAAAGAACUCGUCGUGCAAAGCUCAUUGGUGGGGAUUCUAAUGCAACAAUUAGCUAUCUACUUGGAAAAGCCGAUGUUGACCCCAUGGCCAUUGCAAGGUACAGUGCUACUGAUGAAAGUCGGCUGGCGAAUCUAUUUUGGGCAGAUGGCAUUUGUAGGGCGGAUUAUCAGUGCUUUGGAGAUGUGCUUGCAUUUGAUACAACCUAUCGGAAAAAUAAGUACAGAAGACCGUUGGUUAUCUUCUCGGGUUGUAACCAUCACCGUCAAACAUGCAUAUUUGGCUUUGCCUUGAUAGAGAACGAACAAACAGCAACAUAUACGUGGUUGUUGCAAAACUUCUUAGAUGUCAUGCUGAACAAGUCUCCUAGUGUUGUGGUCACAGAUGGUGAUGAGGCAAUGAAGGCAGCAAUUCAAGAAAUCUUUCCAAAUGCAACUCACCGAUUAUGUGGUUGGCACAUUCAGAGAAAUGUAACAGCAAACAUAAAAAGCAAAGGUUUUUCUGAUGACUUCAGAAGAUGUUUGUAUGCUCCAUGACAUCCGAAUGAAUUUGAAGGAUAUUGGGAGAAUAUGAUAAAAAAAUAUGGGUUGGAGGAAAAUGAAUGAGUACUAG
Messenger RNA from Arachis stenosperma, 1691 nucleotides. Its product is annotated as protein FAR1-RELATED SEQUENCE 5-like. Lineage: Eukaryota; Viridiplantae; Streptophyta; Magnoliopsida; Fabales; Fabaceae. The record is from RefSeq and is a predicted model, not a curated record. The coding region runs from base 452 to 1615 and encodes 387 amino acids. The transcript has 3 exons.